AUGGAUGAUGUUAUUCCCAAUAGGGACUGCAGUGACUUGCCAUUAGGGAGUAAGAGCGGUGUGAAUAGAAUUCACCCUGCGGAAGGCAAUAAUAUAUCAGUGUUCUGCGACAUGGAGACGGAUAAUGGAGGCUGGACAGUAAUCCAAAGAAGGUUUAAUGGAACUACAGGCUUUUACAGAUAUUGGGAGGACUACAAAAAUGGUUUUGGGGAAAUUUCCGGAGAACAUUGGCUCGGUAAUGAUAACAUUUACCUUAUUGUUAAGCAUAAAGCCUACACAGUAAGGUUCGACUUUGAAGCUUUCACAGGAGAAACAGCAUAUGCAAUCUAUGACACAUUUAAUGUUUUGGACGAGACGACAAAUUAUACACUGCACAUUUCUGACUAUUCUGGAACUGCAGAGGAUGUUCAAGGCAUUGUUCAAACAUUUGACCAAUCUGAACCUAUGUUGAAAUUCCAGCCAAAUAGAGUGUCUCUUUUAUUAGAGAGUUAUUCAAAUCUUCCACCAGCUGUACUAAGAUUCAGCGAACGAGAUAUCCCAUUAGUUGAAGGAGAACUUUCAAUUGAUAUGUCCUCAUUCCCAGCUGCACUUAAAGGGAAAUUCAAAUGA
Messenger RNA from Mytilus trossulus (common blue mussel), 609 nucleotides. Its product is annotated as fibroleukin-like. The record is from RefSeq and is a predicted model, not a curated record. NCBI's taxonomy places the organism in Eukaryota, Metazoa, Mollusca, Bivalvia, Mytilida, Mytilidae. The coding region runs from base 1 to 609 and encodes 202 amino acids. The transcript has 5 exons.